Messenger RNA from Medicago truncatula (barrel medic), 732 nucleotides. Its product is annotated as probable histone H2B.1. Bases 98 to 544 code for a protein of 148 amino acids. Gene Ontology annotation, cellular component: nucleosome. The record is from RefSeq and is a predicted model, not a curated record. The transcript has a single exon. Gene Ontology annotation, molecular function: structural constituent of chromatin; protein heterodimerization activity; DNA binding. NCBI's taxonomy places the organism in Eukaryota, Viridiplantae, Streptophyta, Magnoliopsida, Fabales, Fabaceae.
CAAUCAGAAUUCAUUCACAUACACCUUUAACUCUUCCUACUUUCUCAUUUUCGAUUCCCAAAUUCGAAACCCUAACUUUCUUCAAUUUUCCGAUUCAAUGGCGCCAAAGGGAGAGAAGAAGCCAGCAGAGAAGAAACCCGCAGAGGAGAAGAAGUCCACCGUCGCCGAGAAGGCUCCUGCUGAGAAGAAGCCAAAGGCAGGAAAGAAGCUACCAAAGGAAGGUGGUUCCGCUGCGGGAGAGAAGAAGAAGAAGAGAAGCAAGAAGAAUGUUGAAACAUACAAGAUCUAUAUCUUCAAGGUUCUGAAACAAGUUCACCCAGACAUUGGUAUCUCAAGCAAAGCCAUGGGUAUCAUGAACAGUUUCAUCAAUGAUAUCUUCGAGAAACUUGCUCAAGAAUCAUCCAGACUUGCUCGUUACAACAAGAAGCCAACAAUCACUUCAAGGGAAAUUCAGACUGCUGUCAGACUUGUUCUUCCUGGUGAAUUGGCCAAGCAUGCUGUUUCUGAGGGUACCAAAGCUGUGACCAAGUUCACUAGUUCUUAGAUUUGAGAUAGUAUCGAUUUUAUUUCUUGUUUACUGGAUCUGGUUUUAGUUAUCAUUAGACGUUUCGAUUAGUAGCUUUAUUUUCUUAUUUUGAGGAUGUAAUUGAAGUAAUGUGAUCUGGUUGAUUGUACUAUAAUGAUGGAAUUGAUGAUAUGACUUCUAAAAUGUUUUUAAAUAUUUGUUAUCAA